CUUUUUGUUCAUCAAUGAUAAGACUGAGUCUUUACUUUUAAAAUUUAUUUUUAGCAUCUUCACUCGAUUAAAAACGUGUAAUAUUAAUUUAUGGAUUUCAAUCCAAAUGAACAUCGAAAUGAGACUGCCCGUUUUACCUCUGGUCUACUUUAGGCCGUGGUAUCUUUCCAUGCCCAAAUUAAAUAAGAGAGAUGCAUGGAGCCAUGGACAGAUUUUUGUUUGGAACGGUAGAUGCAUAUGUGUGAGACGGGGUUAAUGUAAAUUGGUGGUCAUGCCCUUUGAUUUUGGUCACUGGAAGGCGAGUAUUAAACUUGCUUGUGGUUUGAACAAAAAUGUGCAACCCAUAACUCUGAUUUAUUUCGUAGAAAAGCAGUUAAACAGGUUUUACGCUAUAUAUCACUCAAGGGAAAAGUGUACACAUUGCAAAACGUUCACUCAUAAAGAAAUGCUUACUUGCAUUUAACUGCCUUGUUGUUUAAAGAAAAAAGGUUGUCAGAAAAGUUUACAGGUUAAUUAUUUGAUCAUAAAUUGUUCUUUUGUGGAGCUAGGAGAAAGCCUAUUGGCAGUAACACUCGUGUGCUGGGCUCCCGAUCCAAAGGAAAAUGUCGCAAAAUCAGUCGCAAAAAUCUAAAUGGGACCAUUCCUGGGAUUCAUCUGGACUUGGUUCAAGAAGUUCUCACCAAGAAAUCCGUAAGUUCUAUGCAGACUGGGCUAAUGAGUAUGACAGAGAAUACUUGGAUAACCUGGGAUAUGCGGGACACAAGAUAGCGGCCGAAACACUUGCAAAAUGGGUUAAAAACAAGGAUGCACGCAUAUUAGACGCAGGCGCAGGUACCGGGUUGGUUGGAGAAUGUCUCCAACAACUUGGAUAUAACAACUUGGAUGCACUUGAUAUCUCUCCAGAGAUGCUUGCAAUUGCUGAGAAGAAAGGCAUUUAUAAAAAUAUGUACGUGGAUACUCUCGGAGGACCGACUCCAAUUCAACUGCCUUCCAACCAGUAUGAUGCAGUGUUAAUCAUUGGCGCCAUUACCCAUACACGAGCCGCUUCGUUAGAUGAGCUGAUCAGGAUCACCAGGCACAAUGGAGUUAUCAUCUUCACACUGCGCGUCGACGUCGCCGAAGAUCCUGAUAACGAAUAUGAUUUCAAACAGAAACUGCCACAGUUAGAAUGUGAGAAAAAGGUGGAGCUUUUAGCAAACCCUCGUACUGCUUAUCGUGUACCCUACGACUGUUUUAUGUAUUCCUACCGGGUGCUGAAGGAUACUGAAUAGUGGCUUUUUGUGUUAUGAAAUUGGGGAUCUUUGGAUUCAAGCUUGAAGUUUUCGCAUAUUAAGUUUAACGUGCUAUAUCUCACUGCAUCUUGAAGGAUAUGUUGUUAAUUGUGACUUAGGAAUUUGACAUUGCAGUUUAAUUUUAGAAUAUGCUAAUUAAAAGAAAAAUGUCUUUGCAGUAAAUAUUCAGCGUCGCUUAGAUUUUUGUAUGAACUCGUUUGAGAAGGUUUGUUUUAACUUAGAGACAAACGUUCAGCGUCGUUUUGAAUGUAUUUGUAUCACAAAAAAGUAAACAACCCGAGUGCUCAAUAUCUGGUACAUGAAUGCAUCCAUGACUGGACUGUGGCAAUAGAACAGAAAUGAAAUUUAUUUUAGUUAGGGGCCUUUGUGCUAAGAUAUUAGAAACAGGUAGUUUUUAUAAGCACAAUUAGAACUUUAUAGACGUAUGAUAAGUUUUCGACAAAAUUUUCCCCUGCAAAUACAUCAUUUUAUGGUAUGAGCUACUAGUUAGAAAAUAUUGCUAUU
Lingula anatina is the source of this 1796-nucleotide messenger RNA. RefSeq names its product methyltransferase-like protein 27. Gene Ontology annotation, molecular function: S-adenosylmethionine-dependent methyltransferase activity. Lineage: Eukaryota; Metazoa; Brachiopoda; Lingulata; Lingulida; Lingulidae. The record is from RefSeq and is a predicted model, not a curated record.